Molecule: messenger RNA, 3543 nt
Organism: Dendroctonus ponderosae (mountain pine beetle)
Lineage: Eukaryota; Metazoa; Arthropoda; Insecta; Coleoptera; Curculionidae
Source: RefSeq, a predicted model, not a curated record
AGGACCUAUUGAUCGAUUCAGACGAUGGAUGGAAGUCAUCAGGAGUAUCGAUGUAACAAUUCUGAAGCGUUCAGUAGAUCUAAGCGAGUUACUUGAGCCGUUCGAUUUGCUGAUAGAGACGGUAUUUGGCUUGAAAAUUGACAUUGUACAAAAUGUUAUUAUGACGAACAAAUCAGCCUGUGUGUCUAAGAUCAGUAAUCCAAUAUUGCUCAGUUACAUACUGCACGAAAUUGCAUGGACUGAACGCCGAAACAGCGACAUUAUUCUGUCCUUGAAAGAUAUAUAUUUAAUCAUGUGGAUGGCAGGGUUGAUGCCUUUAAUCCUGGAAGUCCAAAACCCAAUCCACCAAGAGUUUGUAUUGAACAUCUUAAAUAAGCUGAAAAAGCACCGAUACAAACGGCAAUAUAUUCUGAUUGCAAACGAUGUGAUGACGAAAUCAUAUCAACUUUCCUUUGCUUCCAAUUUAGGUGACAUUAUUGCGAAUAUGAAUGUGGAAGUGCUGGAAGACAUUAACCUGCAUGUCACCGAAGAAUUUUCCAUAGAAUUAGGCACUAUCCAGCAGUCUGAUCCGUUGUUUGCAAAGUCGAUAUCACCUAGAGAGUUUUUCUACAUGACUUUAGGAAAAUCAUUAUUAAAACCCGAUUGGAGUAGUGGGGAACAUACCAAAAUUGUCUUGUCCGAAGACGUAAUGACUGCACUGAACUAUCAUCUCGAAGCCAAAAGAGAGACUCAGGGCAUCAGAACAGUAAUAGCAAAUUCCAUCACACAUGAAUCAGAAACACACUGGCUGAGAGGAAUCAAUCCAAAAAUGUUUCAAUGAACCAAAUUCUUAUAAUGUGAUAUUUUAAAAAUUACUUAUCACAUAAUGAGUAAUACGAUCGUAGACAACAUUAUAUGAAUAUUGUACAGGGAUAGUUCUCUGCGCAGCACCCAAUUUUUGGUAUCUUUAAAAUAACAAGUAAAACAAAAAGCAUUUAUGUAAAAGUGUUGUAAUUUUAGACAGAGUAAUUUUUCCUUGCAAUAGAAAUAUUAUACAAACUUGUAUAAUAAAAAAGCUUUAAAUCGGGAUUCAUAUGUCCUGCACUCAAUUCGAAGUAUAUUCCUAGUGUUCCAAUAAGGGAGGCUAUCAGCCAUAUAUCGGAAACUACUAGGCUUAGAACUUCAGUGAUAAAAUUCUCAGCAGUAAACUAGGAAGGCUCGUAUGAAAGAGAAGGGGUAGAUAUCACGGAUCGAGAUGAUAUAAUGGGGCAGUGAUGCGUCUCAAACAGCCUCUCCUGCCCAAAUGUCAACCUCACCUGUACCCGGUGAACCCUGCUUUCUACAGACGAGGCUCUAUCGACCGAGGCACGGCAGUAUAACAGCUAAAACGAGGCUGAGAAAAUGAAGAAAAUUCAGAUAUAGAAAAGAAGGAGGCAGACCUUACCUGGAGAGUAAUAGAGAGCACAAUUAACAAUAUCCAAGAGCAACAGAUAGGGUUCAUUAAAAGCAAUAAAAAGCAAGGUGGAUGACGCUGGAAAUACUGUCCUUGAUGGAUGCAGAAGGAGCAAAACCAAGACAAAUACAGAGAACUCAACAAAAUGAUUAAAAGAAAGUGCAGAGAAGCCACAGAUCGAUGGUAGUCAGCAAAAUAUCAGGAGAUCACUACAAGCAAAACCCAAUACACUAAACGAACACAAGAAAGUUAAAGCUCUAGUGGGAAGAUGUCGAAAGCAACCAGCAGCAGUUUUGAAAGAUGCCAAGGGAGAAAUCGUAGCUGGACUAGAAGAAAAACUUAAAAGAUGGAAAGAAUAUGUUGAAACGCUAUUCAAAGACAACAGAUCUACCCUUUCACCAAAAAGCGACGAAGCUGACUUGGACAUAUUAUUAGGGGCAGCCGAUACGAAGUCCUGAAACUCAUCAUCGAAAGGAAGAUUCAGUGAAAAAUAUCUAUCGGAAGACGCCAGAAAACAUGGAUGAAGGACAUCCGCAGAGGUUUUCCGAGCAGCUGUUUCCAAAACAACACUGGCCAUUUGGGUCGCCAACCUUCCCAAGGAGAAGGCGAGAUGACAAGAAGAAGAACCCGCGCUGGCCUGCGUGGUAGAAGCAUUUGGACAACAAAUUCUCAAGAAAUGAAGAUGGAAUUUUUAAAUAGAUCUCCAGUCGAGUAGGACUGAAUAUCCAGAAUCCCGCACCGGAACAUUCAAAGACAGAAUUGUACUGUAAGAGGAAAAGUUUGCCGAUAUGAAAAAUGAGUUAAAAAUCAUCUAAUGGGACAUUGUAGGUGUCAGUGAGAUAAGAAGGCGGGGCAAAAGUCUCGAGACUCUCAAGUUGGGACACAUCUUUUACCAUAAAGGUGAGGAAAACAAAUCAAUUGGUGUAGGAUACUUUAUACAGAGAAAUCUGGCAAGAAACAUAGUAACGAUCCAAAAUCAUCCUGAAAAUAAGCACAAGGUAUAAGCUAAAAAUUAUGCAAGUUUACCCCCCAUGAAAGACCAUAACGAUGAAGAAGUAGAAAUAUUCUACGACAGCGUAUCCAAAGCCAUGACAGAGAACCACAGUGAUUUCACAAUUAUUAGUGGUGAUUUCAAUAGGAAAAUCAGAACAAAAUCAGACCUGCGAGAAACUGUUUUUGGUAAAUUCGGCAGCCCAAGCACAAAUUUUAAUGAUCGGGAGGAAACUUUGCUAAACUACUUCUAUACAAAAAUUCAUAGAUGGGAAAACACACAAUUAGACUAUCUAUUAAUGGACAAGACGCACUUAUCUAAAUUUCGUAGAUAAGAGCAACUAUUGAAAUGCGCAUCGACAGGGAAGAUGUAAAAUGAUGAAAAAUACGGCUUGGAAUCACCCGACAAACGCAACACAAUUUGAAAUUUACAUAUGUACGACAUAAAUGAUUUGAACAACAAAAUUGUGAACACGGUAAAGGAAGCACAGGAUGAGUUCUGCACAAAAACCGAAAAUCAGUGCAGAGACAAAAGCGAAAAUGGAACAGAGAAGAGAACUGAGGAGCGAAAAAAAUGUAAGCGAGGAUAUUAUUAGGGAAUUAAAUAAGGAUAUUUAUAAAUCCGUAAAGAGAUAUAUGAGGAGAUAUAAAAACGAGAGAAUAAUACAGACAAUUGAAGAAAAUAAAAGCAUGAAGGUGAAGGAGGAAAUUUGCAAAUGACAAAGAGGAAAUUCUCAAAAUGAGUGAUUAAACUGGCAAAACAAUAAACAACAGGGAAGGACUACUACGAAUAGUGGAGAAAUUCUACUUGUUUCAAGUUUUUCAAGAAAUUCAGUUUGAAAACUUCCCACCCUAAAUAUCUUUCUUGCUGUCAUUUGAACACAUAACUUCCAUCAUGAGAAAAAAAGCUCAACAACUUAAUUUUACCAUAAAAGUUGCAUAUUUAUUUUUAAUAAACCGAGUUAAAAUAAAACGAAAGUUAAAGAAACUUUACAAUUUUAAACGAACUUCUUAUGGAAAGUAAAACUAUUAAUCCAGAUACCCAAGAACUGCCUGAGAUAUACUCAUGUCAGAUGAUACUUACUGUUCGAUAAUUUGCUCUCUCUCAAAAAAAGAGGAAA